Molecule: messenger RNA, 2102 nt
Organism: Spinacia oleracea (spinach)
Lineage: Eukaryota; Viridiplantae; Streptophyta; Magnoliopsida; Caryophyllales; Amaranthaceae
Exons: 9
Coding region: 109-1530 (473 amino acids)
Cellular component (GO): cytoplasm
Source: RefSeq, a predicted model, not a curated record
UAUAGCGGUCAAUACCGGCAAAUAAAAAUCGACGAAAAUACUCCUUAACAAACUCCAUUAACAAAGAAAAGGAACUUCAGCAUUUGCAGAAACAUAGAGGGAAUAGAAAUGGCGGGAGUUUCAGUUCAAUUCAACCCUAACCCUAGCCUGAAUUUCAAACUCCAAUUUCGCAGUUCAUUCAAUCAAAGAAAGCAGCUGUUUUCAAUUUCGCCGCCGACGAGAAAAAUUAGAGGCAGAAAUGGAGGUAACUUGGGGAUGGGUGCGGUGUGUGCGACGCAUAAUUUUGACGUGGUGGUGGUGGGAGCUGGAAUUAUUGGAUUGAUCAUAGCCAGAGAUCUACUUCUCCGGUCUAAUCUAUCUGUCGCCGUCGUAGACGCCGCCGUUCCCUGCUCCGGUGCUACGGGUGCCGGACAGGGCUACUUAUGGAUGGUGCACAAAACACCUGGUACUGAAGUAUGGGAUCUCGCAAUGAGAAGCCGGAAAUUGUGGCAGUUGUUGGCAGAUAAUUUACAGGAUCAAGGCUCUGAUCCCUUGGAAGCAUUGGGCUGGAAAAAAACAGGAAGCUUGUUAAUUGGAAAAACAGAGGCACAAUUAAAUCAAUUAAAGAGCCGGGUGCAGCAACUAUCUAUGGCUGGGAUUAGGGCAGAGUACUUGUCAAACAAUGAUCUAGCUAUUAGGGAACCUGAACUUGCAAUUAACCAGCAAAGUGGUGCUGCCUUUCUGCCGGACGAUUGCCAAUUAGAUGCUCAUCGUACAAUGGCGUUUAUAGAAAAGGAUAACAGGCUCUUUUUAUCCCAAGGCAGAUAUGCGGAGUUCUAUCAUGAUCCAGCUGUAUGUUUCAUAAGAUCGAAUGGAAAAGGAAAGAUUGAUGGUAUCAAAACUCAAAAGAACACAUUAUAUGGCCGAAAGGCCACUAUAAUUGCAGCAGGGUGUUGGACUGGAUCUUUGAUGGACAAGCUACUUCAGAAUUCAGAUAUUGUGCUACAUGUUCCCAUUCAGCCACGGAAGGGUUUUCUGCUGGCCCUAGAGAACUUCAAUAACCUUAGAGUUACGCAUGGUCUUAUGGAAGCUGGCUAUGUUGAUCAUCAAAAAUCCGUCAUAUCUGCAUCAGAUAAGGUUGAUAGUAACGAAGCCUUGUCUAUUUCAAUGACAGUAACAAGAGAUGCAUCUGGGAAUCUUCUUAUUGGAAGUAGCCGACAGUUUGCUGGAUUUAACACUGAAUUGGAUACGUUCAUUGUUGAUCGCAUAUGGGAACGUGCUCAAGAUUUUUUCCCUUCUUUAAAAGAAUUCUCUGUCAAAAACUUGAGUGAACAAAUGAAUGUCAGAAUAGGAUUACGCCCUUACAUGCCUGACGGCAAGCCAGUUAUUGGUCCAGUUCCUGGUAUAACCAAUCUUUUCAUUGCAAGUGGACAUGAAGGAGGAGGACUUAGCAUGGCUUUGGGAACAGCUGAAAUGGUCACUGAUAUGAUCUUGGAUAAUCCUUUGCAACUUGAUUGUAAACCUUUUGCUGUGGAAGGUCGAUGCUGCUAAUCAACAGAAAUGGUAACAUUCACUUCUAAAAUGCAAGGUAUUGAUUAUUUUUGUGGGAAAUCAAGGAGUUCAAGUUGUAGAGUUAUCAGCUUUCACGCGCUUCAACCCUUCAGAAAGAAGUUCAAAGGUUUUUUUUGUUUUGGAUUGAAGAUUACUCAUUCCUCUUGGAAUUACCUUAACCCAAACAAACCCUAACCUAGUACGCUCAUCAGUCCCUGGAUUAUGCAGUGAUGCACUGAUGCCUCAGCUUGCUAGUGGCAUGCACCGAAGUCAUGGUCAACGAGGAUGUGAUUGCUGGUGGUGCAUGCGCAUUUGUUAAACUGUAAAAGUGCCUAGUUGGCUAGUUACUUACCAUUAGUUACUUACCAUGGCACAAAUUCUAUGUCAAUUACUGAGUUUUGUACUUGAUUUCACCUAUGUAUUUGCUGAAAGUAUAGAAACUUUUAGUUCUCAAAACUUCACAAGUGUUGAACUUUUUCUGAAUUUUCUUAAUCGUUUACUAUAUCACUCUCGGAUCAUGUACUAGACUUCAUCACUUUGGAAAUAAGGCAUUGGUUUUGUUGCUCUUGUUA